AUGGAGCAAACUUUUAAUUUUCCUUAUAAGCCUUACGAUGUUCAGCUUGAUCUCAUGAAUGAGCUUUAUAGAACCCUUGACACUAAAAAGGUUGGAAUUUUUGAAAGCCCAACAGGAACAGGAAAAUCGCUAAGCAUAAUUAGCUCAUCCUUCAAGUGGCUUCGUGAUCAGAACUAUCCUCGGCCUAGCAAGAAUUAUCGCAAAAAAAAGCACGCAAUAAGUCAAUAUUUUCCAAAAAUUGUAUACACAAGUAGAACUCAUUUACAGUUAGACCAAUUUAUUUCUGAAAUUAAAAAAACAAUUUGAGGUCAAGGAGAAGACAAAAUUCGGGCUGUCAGAGUCGGAUCAAGAAAGCAAUUUUGUAUCAACCCAGAGCUUGAAGAAUUCAAAAAUUCAUAUGAAAUUGAUCAUAAAUGCAAAGAAAUGAUAGGAGAAGCGUAUUAUGACGACACAGAUGAAGACACAGAUAAAGAAGAAGGCGAAUUAAAUGAGAAAAUGCAAUUAGAAGAAGCUAAAAAAGACCCGGAAGAAGAAAAAAUGAUGGUAGAAGCCGAAAUUGAAUAUAAGGAAGAAGAAAAUGAAGAAUUAGAGAAUAAAAAUAUAAAAAAUAAAAAGCCAAAACAAAGAGAAAUUCAUUGUUCAUAUUUUAGCGGAGCCAAACGCAUAUGUGAGCACAUAAUCAAUGAAAUACGUGAUAUUGAAGAUCUAUUAAUAGCUGGCAGAAGAGAGCAUGGCUGCCCAUAUUAUGGCUCAAGGCUUGCUAUUGAAGAAGCAGAAGUUAUUAUAGCCCCCUAUUUAUCAAUUCUUAACAAAAGAAUACGUAAUCGCUCCAAAAUAAAUUUACAAAACUCUAUUCUUAUCAUAGACGAAGCUCAUAAUUUGAUAGAAUCAACAAUCGACGCAUACUCAGCUUCUUUGACAAAUAGCCAAAUAAAGCAAUGCAAAAAGACUUUAAGCGAAUAUUAUUAUCAUUACUGAAGUGGCUGGAGUUCUGAAAAAGCAAGCCGUGUUAACUAUAUUUUACAGUUUAUAAGAAAAUUAGAUGGAUUUAUUAGUUGAGCCAUGAAGGACCCUACAAAAAAAGGCCUUUCGAUCCCAGUAAACGAUUUUAUUAAGAAAUAUAGCUUUGGGAGAGGCAGAUAUGAUGAAAUUCUUAAAUUUAUAGAAAAAGACGAUUUAGCUAGAAAAGUUAUGGGAUUUGGUAAUCUUUCUUCACACGAUAAGACGUAUUUUUACUAUUUUAUUGAGUUUUUAGAGUGCUUUAUAAACGACCCUACAGAUUCCUGCAUAAUUUAUGAUAGGUGUGAAGGAGCUGAUCCUAAAAUAAAAUAUUUGCUGCUAAAUCCAAUAAUUCCCUUCAGAUCUAUUUUAAAAGCAGUACGAUGCAUUAUCCUAAUCGGAGGCACAAUUGAGCCUCAAGAAGAAUUUAUAGAUCUUUUUGAAGACAUCCCUCGCUCAGAAAUGGCUUUUUUUUCAUGCGGCCAUGUGAUUCCUCCAGAAAAUUUAUUAGUUUCUAUAGUGCCUAAAGGGAAAAGUGGCAGACCUUUUAAAUUUGUAUUUGAGAAACGAGACGAUCUUAUAAUGAUGACUGACCUUUGUGAGCUGAUAACUGACGUAAGUCAGGUGGUUCCUAAUGGAAUCGUUGUUUUCCUGCCCUCUUUCAGUUUUUUAGGAAAAUUGCAGAACUAUAUAAAUAGUGAUUGUGCUAAAAAAAUCCAAAAAUAUAAAAAAAUAUUUUACGAUAAGAGAAAUGAGAAUAUUUUAGACCAGUAUUCAAGCUGCGCCCAAGGAGAAGGUGCCAUACUUUUUGCAGUCGCGAGAGGUAAAUUAAGUGAAGGAAUUAACUUUAGUGAUGAGCUGGGCAGGUGCAUUAUAAUGGUUGGGUUACCUUAUUUAAAUUGUUUUGAUAUAGAAGUUAAAGAAAGAAUUAAUUUUUUAGACUCAAAAAAUACUGGAUUUAAUGGAAGAGUUUUCUAUGAGACGAAUUGUCAUAAAACUAUAAAUCAGUCAAUAGGAAGAGCAAUUAGGCAUGCAAAUGAUUAUGCUGUAAUUUUAUUGGUGGACGAAAGGCAUACAUUUUAUAAGCGCCCUGUAUGGAUGAGAAUGAAUUGUAUUAAUGAAAGUGUAAAUGGGAUAAGUGAAAUUUUAGGCCGUGUUAAAGGGUUUUUUGAUUUCAAGACUCCGGAAAAUAAUUUUGAAGAGAGUUAUACUUAUGAAAUUAGUAGUGAAUAG
Blepharisma stoltei is the source of this 2232-nucleotide messenger RNA. Lineage: Eukaryota; Ciliophora; Heterotrichea; Heterotrichida; Blepharismidae. The record is from the annotation of a GenBank genome assembly.